AUGUCAGCCGGUGAGGCGAAAUUCAGUUUAUUGGAAGAUGAAGAAGAGGAAAAUCGCGAUGAAGUUCCGCAAACAUCAACAUCCACUCUAAUCCCACAAAAAUCAUCACUUCGUUCAAUUUCGCUCUCCCAUGGUGCUGCAAGCAUCCCAAAAGACAUUGAAAAUCAAACAAGUUGCGCUGAAUUACAUAGACUUGCAGCUGGCAGCACAACAUCUUUAAGUUCUCAAAUGAAGGGAAAAGGUUCGGCGAAGAAGCUCAAUAAAUUCUACAAAAAACAGAACGAGUUGCUGGAGAAUUUCAAAAAUGAUAGUGAACAGAUUGAGGUCAGAAUUUUAAUCAGAAAAGUCAGAAUGAAAUGGGCGGGAUGUUUUGAUAAGUCAGAAGAGUCAGAAGAAAACACACAAUUUUUUCCAGCAAUUUAAUCGAACUCGCCGGCGGACAACUAGCAAAGAAGAUGAAAUUGAGAUUGAUGAGAAGGCUGCAGAAAAUUCGGUAGCUGCACCUGCGACAGCUCCUUUGGUUAAACAAAAUGAUGGAAAUGAUGAGCCGGAAGUUAUGAUAUUUGAUGUUCCGAGAAGCCCAACUAAUGGAAAACGGGUGAGUUUAGAGAUUUCGGAAAUGGGAACAUGUGAAGACCACGUGCAAAAAAAUUCUGUAUUUAGAAAUGUAUUAUUUUUCGGUUUUUAGAAAAAUGACAUUUCGAAAUUAAAAUCCCGUCAUUCAUAAAGUAAAAAAAAAAAUGUUUUUCUAAGUUUCGAAAAAAGGUAAUUUUAAAAUCUAUUCAUAAAUUAAAAAAAAGUAUAUUUCCAGCGUGCAUCCCCCGAAAAAGUCACGGAACCCUCAAAAACCAAACAACCCGAAGAAGAGAGCGAAUCAUCAGAAGCGGCGAGAAUGGCAAAAAUCACACUUCUAAUAAAUUUCUGUUUGAUGAUCGCCAAAGUUGUGGCUUCAGUUCUAUCCGGAUCAAUGUCUAUUAUUUCAUCAAUGGUUGAUUCAGUGGUUGAUAUCACUUCCGGACUCGUUAUUUCGAUUUCAGAAAGAAUGAUUAAGAAAAGAGAUCCAUAUUUGUAUCCAAGAGGAAGAACUCGGCUAGAACCUCUGGCAUUGGUUGGUUUUUGGAAUUAAAAAAAAGUUUCUGGAAAGUCAUAAAUAAGUUUUUUAUAGAUAAUUAUAAGUAUGAUUAUGGGUAUGGCAUCUGUUCAAUUAAUCGUGUCAUCUGUUCGUGGAAUACACGAUGCUUUGCAAUACGAUCUCUAUGGAAUUGGUGAACCUGGAAUUGUUAAUGUUACCUUGACAUCUGUUGCCAUAAUGGUUUCGACAGUUUUCAUCAAACUUUUCUUAUAUGUUGUUUGUAAACAAUACACAGAUGCAUCAGUGAAUGUGCUUGCAAUGGAUCAUCGAAAUGAUUGUAUCUCAAAUACCGUGGCAUUGAUUUGUGCCUACUUGGGAACUCAAUACUCAUAUUAUUUCGAUCCGGCUGGCGCUAUCAUUGUUUCGGUUUAUAUAUUGUUUACAUGGGUGCAAACUGGUCGGGAACACUUGGCUAAAUUGUCUGGAAAAUCUGCCGAGCCGGAGUUUAUCAAUCGGAUUAUCAAAGUUUGUUUGGAUCAUGAUUCGAGAAUUUCGCAUAUUGAUACUGUUUAUGUUUAUCAUUUUGGAUCCCGAUUUUUGGUUGAGGUGAGGAUUUUUUUGUGACGUGGGAAAGGGGCAAAAAUAUAGUUUUUGGAAAUUAUUGGAAAAAGUGAUGAGAGAGAUAAAAACUAAUAAUUGUUUUUGUCCGAUAUCCACGUGGAUUUCUAAAGCCAAAAAUAAUUUAAUUCUGAAACAAACAUGCUUUUGCGCUGGAUUAAUCCAGCCUAACUUUUUCAAAUUAUUUUUUCUUUUAUUUUUCUUUUUUAUUACUUUAUCUAUCUCUAUCUCUACCUUUACCUUUAUCUUUAUAAUUAGUUUUUUCACAUCAAAAAUUUCUGAAAAUUUUCCCACAAUUUUCUAAACAUCACUAUUGUAGGUUCACAUUGUUUUGGACGAGAAUAUGAUUCUUCGCGACUCUCACGACAUCAGUGAAACACUUCAAUCAAACAUCGAAAGUCUUCCAGAAGUUGAGCGCGCUUUUGUUCACACUGACUAUGAUUAUGAUCAUAAUCCACAAGAUGAACACAAAAUUGUCUAA
Molecule: messenger RNA, 2171 nt
Organism: Caenorhabditis angaria
Lineage: Eukaryota; Metazoa; Nematoda; Chromadorea; Rhabditida; Rhabditidae
Source: the annotation of a GenBank genome assembly